Molecule: messenger RNA, 739 nt
Organism: Solanum stenotomum
Lineage: Eukaryota; Viridiplantae; Streptophyta; Magnoliopsida; Solanales; Solanaceae
Product: mitochondrial import inner membrane translocase subunit TIM14-1
Exons: 3
Coding region: 151-489 (112 amino acids)
Biological process (GO): protein import into mitochondrial matrix
Cellular component (GO): PAM complex, Tim23 associated import motor
Molecular function (GO): ATPase activator activity
Source: RefSeq, a predicted model, not a curated record
UCUUUCUCAUUUUCUUCUUUUUUUGGUUGCUUCAGAGCUAAAACCCUAACAGCAAAAAGGCGAAAGAUCAAAAUUUGAGAAAAGCUAUGGGUUCUUCUUUGUUCUGAAUUCAUCUUUAAGCCCUAAGGAGAAAAAAACUUCUUGCAGAAAAUGACCACACCAUUGAUAGCAGGACUGAGUGUUGCUGCUGCUGCAUUGGCUGGAAGGUAUGGCAUCCAGGCUUGGCAAGCAUUCAAGGCCAGACCACCCACUGCAAGAAUGCGAAAAUUUUAUGAAGGAGGUUUUCAGCCUAAAAUGACAAGGAGGGAAGCAGCUCUUAUUCUUGGAGUCAGGGAAAGCACUCCAGCAGAUAAAGUGAGGGAGGCACAUAGGAAGGUGAUGGUAGCCAACCAUCCAGAUGCAGGAGGCAGUCACUACCUUGCUUCAAAAAUUAAUGAAGCGAAAGACAUAAUGCUUGGGAAGUCUAAGAACAGCGGUUCUGCAUUUUAAAAUCUCAACCGAGAGUCUCUUUGGUGCUUUAGAAGUUACAAAUUACAUGGUAACCAGAGGCGGAUCAUGCUUUCUGGCAUUAUAGACAACUUUAAAGUGAAGUAGAUUGAUUCUUUAAAAGAUGUAUGUUAGUUGGAAAAGGCAACAUUUUGAUAGUUGUAUGAGUUCACUGAAUGUGAAGCCAAUAUGUACUUUUAACAAUUGAUACACAUAUUCAUGGUUAAUAAUUGGUUGGCUUCUUCUUUGUUUG